Molecule: messenger RNA, 801 nt
Organism: Pichia membranifaciens NRRL Y-2026
Lineage: Eukaryota; Fungi; Ascomycota; Pichiomycetes; Pichiales; Pichiaceae
Exons: 2
Molecular function (GO): triacylglycerol lipase activity
Source: RefSeq, a predicted model, not a curated record
CCGAGGUACCCGCUCGUCUUGUGCCACGGCUUCUCUGGGUUUGACCAGAUGCUGCAGCUGCCUGGGAAGUACCUGAUCGAGUACUGGAACGGGGUGAAGAGCAACCUUGAGGCGCACGGGUGUACCGUGCUAGUCGCCAAGGUGCCUCCCUUCGAGUCGAUCGAGCACCGGGCCUCGAUGCUAGACAAGUUCAUCCGGAAGUCUGUGCCGCAGAUCCGCCUCCGACACCACAUCCCGAAAGAUGAGCCCGUCAAGCUGAACCUCGUUGCACACUCGAUGGGUGGCUUGGACUGCAGGUACCUUAUCUUCCAGCAGCAGAACUCCGCGGAGCCCCGGCCGCCCUACAAGAUUAUGUCCUUGACAACCAUCUCCACGCCGCACAGAGGGACGUCGGCUGCAGACUUCGCCCUACGCUACUUCCCGGCCUCCCUCAUCCGCAGCAACUUUCCCUCCAUAUUCCAGCUCUCUACGAAGUACGCCGGCAAGUUCAACUCCGUCGUCACAAAUGACCCCACUGUGAAGUACUUCAGCUACGGCGCACAAAUGCACCCUUACCCAGGAUCGAUCUUUCUUGCAUCGUGGAAAAUCAUAAGUGACAGGGAAGGCCCCAACGACGGGAUGGUCAGUCUCAAAUCCUGCCAGUGGGGCCACUUCGUGGGCUAUUUGGAUGAUGUCGACCACGCCGACCUGAUCAACUGGAUGGGCUUGGUGAAGAAGACGAAAAUGGCCUUGGGAAUACCCAACUUCAACCCCAAGUAUUUCUAUCUCGAAAUCGCUGACAAUUUGGCUAAAAACGGACUC